UCCCCCCUGAUUUAUUCUGUCUGAGCAUCUUUCUACAAGAAUCAAUUUAUGUUCAUACCUAGUCUAUUAUAUAUAUAUAUAUGGUAGUUUAUAUUUAUAUAUGCCCAUCCAAAUUAAAAUGCGACCAUCCAAGUCCCUUGUCUACGUUGCAUCGUCACCAGUAUCCUCCACAACUACAAGCCCAAAACCACCAACACCGCCACCAAAAUGCGACGUUCAUGCCUGUCCUUGGUGGCCUUACUCCAAUUCCAACGAUUUUGAAUUAAAUGCCACCGUCAUCCUCAUCGUCCUCUUCUCCGGUGUCAUCUUUGCCCUCGCUCUCAACGCUGCCAUCCACUUCCUCCGUCAUCGCCGCCAUCUUCCCCGUUCUGAAACCACCCAUGAAGCUGCAGAAGCCGAACCCCAGCCAAAGCCAAAUCCUACUCCUUGCACCACCACAGCGCCUCCUACGGUGGUGUUUUCCGCAGGGAUGAAGCUGGGAGGUGCAGUGGCAGAGUGCGCCAUCUGUUUGUCUGAGUUCACUGAGGGAGAAGGAAUUCAUGUGUUGGGAAGGUGCAGGCAUGGCUUCCACAUCCAAUGCAUCCAGGAAUGGUUAUCUUCCCAUUCUUCUUGUCCCACUUGCCGCACCGAUUGCCACCCUUCCUCCUCCUCCUCCUCCUCCUCCUCCUCCUCCAAUGGUGGUGGUAACGAGAGCGAUUCCCGACAAGCCACUGCUUAGAAUAGACGGAUUCUGGUUGUUACUAAUCACUCUCUGAGAUCAAUGUAUAUAUGUGUAAAUGGUUUGAAAUUUUGCUACUUGUUCAUCUCUGUUUUGGCUUUUUUUUUUAUUUAUUUAUUUUUAUUUUAUUUUAUAAUUAGGUCUAAAUAAAAGAGCUGCAUUAUUAUUAUCAGUUUCUCCAUUGUGGAACGAACAUAAGAGACUUUUUGACAGUUUCAUGUGUCCUCUAACUCACUCCUUCGUUUUAAUGAUAUAUUUAUUGUUGAUGUGACCCUCCUAAGAGCUGAAGAAAUUGUCAAUUAGUGUUUCAAAUGUUUAGAGAAAGAGCACCUUUUGGUUUAAAAUGGAAGAA
Messenger RNA from Cornus florida, 1070 nucleotides. RefSeq names its product RING-H2 finger protein ATL79-like. The coding region runs from base 101 to 718 and encodes 205 amino acids. Gene Ontology annotation, biological process: protein ubiquitination. Lineage: Eukaryota; Viridiplantae; Streptophyta; Magnoliopsida; Cornales; Cornaceae. The transcript is spliced from 2 exons. Gene Ontology annotation, molecular function: transferase activity. The record is from RefSeq and is a predicted model, not a curated record.